AUGAUUAAUUUCUUGAAUAACUUCUUAACGCUUAUGGUCUUACCAACCACUUCGGCUGUUCUCUCUGGUUUUAAUCAAAACAAUUUACCGUAUCAAAGUGAUCCUGGUGUUGGUCAAUAUGGUUAUAAUCAAUGUGGUAAAACGGCUACACCUUUUAGUAAAUGUCAGAAUGUGUUCAUUAAAUCUGCAACCGAUUUUUGUUUCUUUGCUCCUCCAACUGUUCAACCUGUUGGAAAUGCCGAAAGGAUUUCAGUUUCAUAUUGUACAAAAGAUGGACAUGGUACACGUUUAGUACCCAAAGAUACGUUUCAUAACUUACAUUAUGUUCGAACUCCUCAUUACAUUCAAAUCACUGCUAUUGGUGACUUUACUAAGGUGAACGUUCCUAAAGGAGAUGAAGGUGGUGAAUUAGAUCCAGCAGGAGCCGAUGGUCAUGGUAAUCCAUUAGGAGGAUUAGUGUUUGGUGAAAACAAUCAAUUCGAUCACUGGACCGAAUUUAUUUCAGAUGAAGAGUUUUGUAUAAGAGUAUGUUUCAAUGGACCCAAAGCAUCUGAAUACUGUGAACAUAUCUAUGAUGUGAUGGGUUGUCAAUGGAAUAUUCCAGGAAAUUAUGAAGGCAAUGGGUUUGAUCAAUGUGAUGGUGAAGAUGUUUCACUUCCAAUGGGAAAAUAUAAAUUACCUAAUGGUAAGAUUGGAACUUGGCAUCAAGGAGAUAAAACUCCAGCACCACCUGCAAAUCCAGCUGGAAAAGUCAAAAAUUGUUUUGGUGUAAGCCCACCAGGUCAAUAUAAGUAUCAAAAACCAUCUCAAAUGGAAAAAUUUAAUAAAGAAAUUAAAUCAAAUCAUCAAUUAACUGGAAAAGAAAAGAUCAAUGAAAUGAUGAAAAAUUUACAAUAA
This is a messenger RNA of Melampsora larici-populina 98AG31, 897 nucleotides long. RefSeq lists its product as uncharacterized. The coding region runs from base 1 to 897 and encodes 298 amino acids. The transcript is spliced from 10 exons. The record is from RefSeq and is a predicted model, not a curated record. Lineage: Eukaryota; Fungi; Basidiomycota; Pucciniomycetes; Pucciniales; Melampsoraceae.